CCCCACCAUGUAACACAUGCCAUGCUAUGAUGUAACAGCAUCAUGGGCAGUAUUUAAAGAGGCCGACCUCCUCCCCGCUCCUGCAUCUGUUCCACUUAUUGUCUGAGAUUCGACGAGAGGUUUGGUUAUUGUCCCUUGGAUUUGGAGUAUGAUUAUACGCCUCAUUGCUGUUAAAAAAUCUAUGGAAAAACAAGAAAAGUUGUUUAUAGCUGGGACAAAGUUCAGCCAGAGGGACGCCUUUAGAGAAUCCUGAUCUCUAAAAGAUCUGUCCCAAACUGCUCCUAUAAAGCUUUUGCAGGAACAUCUUGUUGUGUUCACGUUCACAAAUACAACGCUUGUGUUUUUUAAAAAAAAACACUGUGGAAAAUGGUUGGAUUCAGGCCUGCAGAUGUGCCACCUUCGGCAGCUGUAAAGUUUGUGGGAGCAGGAACUGCAGCCUGCAUCGCCGACCUGCUCACCUUUCCCUUAGACACAGCCAAAGUGCGACUGCAGAUCCAAGGAGAGGCCAGAGGCUCCGCUGCUACAGGGAGCGGCUCUACGGUGAAGUAUCGAGGGGUGUUCGGCACCAUCGCCACCAUGGUGCGUACUGAGGGUCCUCUGAGUCUUUACAGUGGGCUGGUGGCAGGACUCCAGAGGCAGAUGAGCUUUGCGUCUGUCCGAAUUGGUCUCUACGACUCUGUUAAACAGUUCUACACUAAAGGCUCUGACCAUGUGGGCAUUGGGAGUCGGCUGCUGGCUGGAUCUACCACAGGUGCCUUGGCGGUUGCCAUUGCUCAGCCCACAGACGUGGUGAAAGUUCGCUUCCAGGCACAGGCCAGAUCUCUUGGCCGUGCCAGGCGCUACUGUAGCACAGUGGAUGCUUACAAGACCAUUGCCAAGGAGGAAGGCAUUUGUGGUCUGUGGAAAGGCACAGCUCCAAACACUGCACGUAACGCUAUUGUUAACUGCACAGAACUGGUGACCUAUGACUUCAUCAAGGAUAUGCUCCUUAGGUCCACGCCGCUGACAGAUAAUCUGCCCUGCCAUUUUGCAUCAGCCUUUGGUGCGGGGUUGUGCACAACAGUGAUCGCCUCCCCUGUUGAUGUGGUCAAGACAAGAUACAUGAACUCUGCUCUUGGCCAGUACAGCAGCGUUCUCAACUGUGCUGCUGCCAUGAUGACCAAUGAAGGCCCGCGUGCUUUUUACAAAGGGUUUAUCCCGUCUUUCUUACGCCUGGGGUCCUGGAACGUGGUCAUGUUUGUGACAUACGAGCAGCUGAAACGAGCAAUGAUGGCAGCGAAUCACAGCUGCAAAGCUUAUCUGUAAUCUCUACUGUCUCUCGAUGGGCUCGUGUUCGACCACACUCACACUGUCUUUCAUUUUUGUUAUCUUCCAGCGUCUUUACAGAAAUAUUCUGACAGAGUGCAAAGUGCAAAUAAAAACAGAAAGACACGA
This is a messenger RNA of Neolamprologus brichardi, 1434 nucleotides long. RefSeq names its product dicarboxylate carrier UCP2-like. NCBI's taxonomy places the organism in Eukaryota, Metazoa, Chordata, Actinopteri, Cichliformes, Cichlidae. The record is from RefSeq and is a predicted model, not a curated record. Gene Ontology annotation, biological process: transmembrane transport.